AUGGAAAGUGAUGAUAAGAAGUAUAUUAAAGAGUUGGAGAACAAACUAAUCAAAGUAGUCAUCGACCGAGAGAACAUCCUUAAUGCCUACAAAGAGUUAAAAGAUCGAGUAUUGGAACUUGAUAUCCUGUUCCAAAGACACACAGCAAGUCUUAUUGAUGAUAUUGAUACACAGGACAAGGAGAUGAAUGAUAUGUUCAUUGGAAUGGAUGAAUUGGAAAAGAAGUAUGAGGACAUUGCCUAUGAGUUGGUGACUACAAGAUCAGAGAAGAAUGAGAUAGAGUCAAACUACAAGGACCUAUUAUCCGAACAUAACCAGUUAAAGAAUGAGCAUAGUGAGGUAAAGAUCAAGGUGUCACGACUACUGUCGAAUAUCACUAGAGGUGGAGGUGGAGGUGGAGGUGGAGAUAGUGUUGCCAAACAACAGCAACAACAACAACAAAAGUGA
Acytostelium subglobosum LB1 is the source of this 447-nucleotide messenger RNA. RefSeq lists its product as hypothetical. Lineage: Eukaryota; Evosea; Eumycetozoa; Acytosteliales; Acytosteliaceae. The record is from RefSeq and is a predicted model, not a curated record. The transcript is spliced from 2 exons. Bases 1 to 447 code for a protein of 148 amino acids.